GCAAGAAUAGAAGACAUGUCUCUGUGAUCAGCACCGGCUGCAGGAAGGACGUGGUUUGCUGCCCAGAUGCAACUCCAUGAUGAACCAAAACGAGCUCGGUCAGCUUCAUCGGCGGACGAAUAGCGGCAGCGGCAGCUCGUUUGGAGGGGGCGCCACCGUACGUCCCAACCACCUCAAGUCUCCGCGUCUCGGCCAGAUCAAGGAGCAUUGGACUUCGACACCGGUCCCGGCACACGCUUCGCCUACAUCCGCGGCUGAAGGUGCUUCCUCUUUCUCAUCAGCUGUGGACCCCUCGCAUGCACACGCACCGCCCGCUCGGCGGCCAACGCCUCCGGAAGGCCUCGUUGGAUCACGUAGCCAUCACAUUGGACAAUACAACGACGAUGCGAAUGACUCUUCCCAACGUCUUGGACAUGGAAGAGCCGCAAGUGAAUCUUCUAUCCGCUCGAGAUCGCCGGGAGUAUCACCUGGGUCAACCGUGCUGCGGCCGUCAUCUUCCCAGCAAGCGCCAGAAUUGAACGCACGUGCAACGUCGUCAGCAGCUGCAACUCCUGCUAUUCGAGAAUUAAAGCCGAGUCGAACCGCCAUGGGUAGUGCGGGAGACGCGCAGCUUGCACACUACUCUCUUGGUGACUGCCUGGGUAGGGGAGCGUUCGGAUCCGUAUACCGAGGGUUGAACUGGAUGACGGGAGAGACCGUCGCUGUGAAACAAAUUGACUUGAGCAAUAUUCCAGAGUCAGAAUUAGGAGAAAUUAUGUCUGAAAUUGAGCUCUUGCGAAAUCUCAAGCAUCCCAACAUCGUCAAGUACAAAGGUUCGGAGAAGACGACCGACUAUUUAUACAUCAUUCUAGAGUAUUGCGAAAAUGGCUCAUUACAACAUAUCUGCAAGAAAUUUGGCAAAUUUCCGGAAGGCCUGGUCGGCGUUUAUGUUUCACAAGUACUAGAAGGUCUUUGCUACCUGCACGACCAAGGUGUGAUUCACCGUGAUAUCAAAGGCGCCAAUAUCCUCACCAACAAGGACGGCUCGGUCAAGCUCGCAGAUUUUGGUGUAGCGACCAAAACAGGAGCAAUGAACGAUUACGCCGUUGUUGGUAGCCCCUACUGGAUGGCGCCCGAGGUGAUCGACCAGAGUGGAGCGACCACGGCUAGCGAUAUAUGGAGUGUUGGUUGCGUAGUCAUCGAAUUACUUGAGGGCAAACCGCCAUAUUCGGAACUUGAACCCAUGCCAGCAUUAUUUAGAAUCGUUCAAGAUGAUUUUCCACCUCUUCCAGAGAGUGCAUCACCAGUAGUCAAAGACUUCCUCAUGCAUUGUUUCCAGAAGGACGCAAAUCUGCGCGUGUCAGCGAAGAAGCUUCUACGUCAUCCAUGGAUGAUGAAUUCUAGACGCCAGCUGCAGCAGAUGAGAACAGGCGGCUCCUUGAAAAGCAACGGACCCAAUGUCCAUGACGAAGCUGUGAAAACAGUACAAGAAUGGAACCAAAUCCUUAAAGAACCUCCGCAGGCGAUGAUGACCUUACCUACUGAUACGGGGGGGAAAGCUAGCGCAGAGCCUUUGUCUUACAUUGGCGGCUUCGAAGCGAAAGACGGAACCAUCAGAGUAUCACAGCGGCCGCGAAAGCAGCGGCCGACAAUGCGCAGUUUUCCGCCAAGCCAGUUGCACAUGGAAGGCGCAGAAGGUACCAAGGAAUCCCGCUUGGUCUCGCGGGUAGGGUCGAUGGCACCGAUGCCGCCAUCUGCACAAGCACCGCCCUUGGCGCCUACCAAUCGCGUCACUGCCGCGCUCUCGCUCGCGGACCCAUCGAAAGCAAGAGCUCCCCAGGGAGAAGGUCGCAGUGACAACUGGGACGACGACUUUGAAGAUGGCGUGACAACGACCAAAAUCGCCGCCCUUGGGCGUCUGAAGGAGCCAGAAGUUCGAAGGUCGUCGCUGGUAGAGGCAGUACCAACUCAGCUUAAACCUGCUACUACUGUAUCGCAUGUGCGCGGGCCGGUGUGGUCGACACAUACCACAUCCAAGAAUCCAGACGACUACAGCGAAGCUUUUGUCGACGACGAAGACUCUCGCAUCUCUGUCAAGCUACGAAACUUCGCCCAUUCAAACUCGGAUGUUGGCCGCUUGCAAGGCUCGUCAUCGAAGCCGCUGGCACUGAAAUUGUCCUUCGACUCGUUGCGUGCGCGAACACCCAAAGGGACCGAAGCGCCAGUCUCGCCACACGUGACACUCAAGCUGAGCAGCCCGCCUGCAUCUAGACAAGGAUCUCUGCGCUCGCCUGCUCAGGCGGAAGACUUGCGUCAGGCGCUAGGCCGCUAUUCAGAGGCAAGUGCGUUGGAGAAUUACGAAGACGACUUUGACGACGGUCUCGCUGCUGCAGACCUUGUCUUGCCCAACGUUCUGCGUCUCAGUCAGCCACGCAUUCCACCCGAUCACGAGAAGGAAGAUGAUGUCGAGUCGGAUCCGUUUUCGGAAUUGGAGGAAGUUUUUGCGAGCAGCGGCGACAUGGAUGCGAAUGUUGCUCGUGAUCAUCACGCACGCAUGUGUCAGUAUGUGAACGAGCUGGUAGAGAGGCUGGAUCCGAGCGAUCAAGAGUUGAGCCUCAUCGAGAUAUGCGACCAACUCGACACCAUCCUCACCGAAGCGCCUGAAAUGAAGCAUCAAUUCUUCGCCUCACAUGGCGCUCUAUCUCUGGUGCAGCUACUGGAGGCUAUCAGAUAUCCAGAAGUCAUCUGCCGGAUCCUUGGUGUCCUCAAUCUACUCAUCUUUCAGGAUCCCGAAGCUCAAGAAAAUCUGUGCUUGAUCGGAGCUAUUCCAGUAGUGAUGGCAUUCACUUCCAAGAGGUUCAACCAUGACGUCCGAUUGGAGGCCGCGCACUUCGUCUACGCCAUGUGCUCCACGUCCAGCCUCACGCUUCAGUUCGUGCUCAGCUGCCGCGGCCUGAAGACGCUGGUCAACCUCAUCGACGAAGACUAUAAUGAGCAACGAGAUCUCGUAUGGCUCGGAGUCGGUUGCGUGAACAGCGUUUUGGAGUUGCAGAGUCCCGCAUCCAGAAAUAACUUCUGUCGAAUGUUGGCGCAGCAGGGCCUACUGGACCCGCUCAGUACGGCGUUGAUCUCGGUCUCCGCGGACUCAGGGGACCAAUAUGCAAAACAGGCUCAAGUGCAGGCCCUGCAAACGUUCCUCAUCUACUCUCAGUCUGACAGCUGGAUGAAGCAGCAACUAGCAUCACGGAGCGUCUUGCGUCGUAUCCUCAAAUCGACUCAGUCCCUUGAUUCGCUGUCGCUCGUGACCGCUGUUCGCAUCAUCAAGAACUUAUCGAUGCAUCCCCAGAUCAUGGACCAGCUGCAAAAUUGCAACUCGAUAGAGGUAUUGACACGGAUCCUGUCCGACCAUCACGGGGGGCCUUGCGGAAAUGAGAUAUCAAACCAAGUUCUGAAUGCAAUUUACAACUUGUGCCGUCUAAGCAAGUCGCGCCAAGAGGAGGCAGCACAGGCCGGUAUCAUUCCACAGCUUCUGCGCGUCGCUCGUACAAAUUCACCAAUGAGGCAGUUCGCACUUCCGACACUGUGCGACUUUGCGCAUGCCAGCAAGGCGACGAGGAAGAUCUUUUGGCAGCAUGAUGGCCUGCGUUUUUACCUGCAGCUUCUCGAAGACGUAUACUGGCAAGUUCCAGCGCUAGACUCGGUUCUGGUCUGGCUGCAAGAUGAGACUUCUCGGGUGGAGGGCGUGCUGCUGCAACCCACCUCGGUGGCGUCGUUGUCUAACUGUUUUAGCUCGUCCAAGGGUGUCUCGUUCGAGAACCUGCUGGAACCAUUCGUAAAGAUUUGCAGAAUAUCAUCCGGAAUUGCUGUCGCUCUGGCCAGAUUCGCAUCGUUCUUUCAGCGCAUUGCAGACCGACUGCAUCACAAGAAGGCCAUCGUCCGGCUCAACCUGUUGCGAAUCACCAAGAUCUUGUGCGAUGUUCAUCCAGACAGGAGCGCGGUCCUUUCCAACGGCGGCCUCUCAGAUAUCAUUAAAAGUCUCAGCAAAGAAGACAGUGCCGUGUUGGUACGCGAGCUUGCGAGAGAUAUCGUAACGACACCUGCAGCAGCGCCAUCGCGCGGACUUCGGCCUCCUGAAAAGGGUGAUGCGCAAUCAAGACGUUCCAUGAGCGAGACGUGUGCUGGCCCCGCAGUCGCUAUCCACAAUGGCGAUGUGCAUCUGCAACGAGUGAGCGGCAGCGGCAACGGCAACGGCGUGGUCCGACGACCUAUACCAGAUUGGGCGGCGGCUAGCACGCGAACAGCGGUGCUGCAGCAGUACUCUUCAUCUUCUUCUGCUUCUGCAGUAUCUCCGUCCUCGCCCUCACCGCGGCGCGUGCCGAGCUCGCAAGCACUGCUGGCUCCGCGCAGCUCUAGUCGACGGGCCCUGUAUGAAAGUCUACAAGAGCGAAACGACCCCGGGUAAUCCAUGAUAUCGCCCCGCAACCCUUGCAUACAGGGAAAUCACAUCAACGUUCUGCCGGCGUUUAGCUGUUGAAAAAGCCUGAACGUCCAUUGUAGGGGAGAAGUGUAGAUUAAGGAUACAGAAUAUGGUA
Tilletiaria anomala UBC 951 is the source of this 4571-nucleotide messenger RNA. RefSeq lists its product as uncharacterized. Gene Ontology annotation, molecular function: protein serine/threonine kinase activity; ATP binding. The transcript has 13 exons. Gene Ontology annotation, biological process: protein phosphorylation. The record is from RefSeq and is a predicted model, not a curated record. NCBI's taxonomy places the organism in Eukaryota, Fungi, Basidiomycota, Exobasidiomycetes, Georgefischeriales, Tilletiariaceae. Gene Ontology annotation, cellular component: cytoplasm. Bases 80 to 4441 code for a protein of 1453 amino acids.